Molecule: messenger RNA, 1467 nt
Organism: Trichoderma asperellum CBS 433.97
Lineage: Eukaryota; Fungi; Ascomycota; Sordariomycetes; Hypocreales; Hypocreaceae
Biological process (GO): peptidyl-lysine monomethylation
Molecular function (GO): protein-lysine N-methyltransferase activity
Source: RefSeq, a predicted model, not a curated record
AUGGACUCGCUCCAGGACCGCAUCUCCAUCCUCCUGGACUGGGCAGCUUCUCACCACGCAACGCUGCACCCCUCGGCCGAAGUCUACGACGACGCUGAAACCGGCCUCUCGUUCCGCGUCAAGCCCUCCUCAGCAUCGUCCAUCUCGCCCUACGAGCCCAUCGUCAGCUUACCGACGAAUCUGUCCCUCUCCUAUGCCAACGCCCUGCAGCCAACGCCCGCCUUUCCCAGGGAGUUCCUCUCAAAAACGAAGCCGCAUGUCAUUGGCCGGCUCUUCCUCAUCAAGGAGCUGCUCAGGGGCGAGGAGUCCUUCUGGUACCCCUAUAUCCAGGCACUGCCGCAGCCGGAGGACGUUGACGACUGGGCGCUGCCGCCGUUCUGGCCCGAGGAGGAGGCCGAGCUGCUGGAGGGCACAAACGUCGAGAUUGGGCUGGACAAGAUCCGCAAUGACCUGAAGAGAGAGUUUCGAGAUGCCAAGGCCCUGCUGCUUGCGUCGCAAAAGGAUGCCGAGGACGAUUUCAGCGAACUGUUGACCAAGGAGCUGUACAACUGGGCGUACUGCAUCUUUUCAAGCCGCUCCUUCAGGGCCUCGCUUGUCAUGUCCGAGGCGCAGCAGCAGUCCCUUCCGGAAGACGUAUCGGUCGACGACUUUUCAGUGCUGCUUCCGCUGUUUGACAUUGGAAACCAUGACAUGACGGUGGACGUGAAAUGGGAGCUUGCAGCUGCGGAGGGUGCAAAGGAUCGGAAUUCAGGGGCUGCGUGCCAGCUCAAGGUUGGCCGGGAGCACAGGCCGGGGCAGCAAAUCUUCAACAACUACAGCCCCAAAACCAACGCCGAGCUCCUCCUGGGAUACGGCUUCAUGCUCCCCGUCACGGACGAGCUGCACAACGACUAUAUCCACGUUCGGAAGCGCACUGCUCCGUCGGCCCCUUUACCUGCAAAUCCCCAGUCCGGCAGCAGCGUGCCCGAGGAGUAUCUCAUCUCCCUACGGCCUAUAACCGAUCCAUCUUCCUUGCUCGCCGUCUCCAAGCAAUCACUUCUCAUCAACCCUCCGGCGCUUGGACUCCUCGGGGCCUUCAAGCACGUGCAGCACGACAUGGUCUGGGAUAUCCUCAUGACGCUCCUUCAGCACUCGUCCAUACCGCUCAUCAAGCUCAUCCCGCUCAACUCCAACACGUUCCCAUCGGAGGAGGAGGCAGUGAGGCAGCGCCAAGAGAGAUUCUUCUCCGGCCAUGUCAACGACGAGUGCCAGGAGUAUCUGGAGCAGACCGUGGCCAUUAUCCAGCACAAGGUGCUGCAGGAGCUGGAGAGGCUAAACGAGACGGACAUGGAGGUUGUGGGAGACGAUGUGGAGCUGUUGUCGCCGAAUCAACGGCUGGCUUUGGAAUAUAGGGAGCGAUGCCGACGGGUGCUGGAGAAUACGCUGGCGACGAUGGGAGAGGAUGAGAUGAUGCAAUAUGACGAUUGA